CGGCGACGGGCGUGUCCAACCGUGGUCGCCUUGCGAGAACUGGACUGCGGCCGCGCACAAGGCCCGCACGCGACGCCGUCCUACGUGCAGCGCGACGUGCUCUGGUGCGCCAGCCUCGGCCCCGUUGCAACGCCGCGACACCACGCGACACGUCGCGACGCCGUCUGCAUGCGGCCGCUAUCUGUAGCACACAUCUGGCGCCAAACCACUGGCCGAGCCGAGCCACUGCCGCGGGCGACAGCCGACGCGCAGUCUGCGCCCUUCUCCCGGCGAAGGUGCCGGGCUUGAUCGGAGGCGCCGCCUCGGCAUCCCGACGCUAUUGCUUCGAUGUCCAACGAGCACGUCGUGGAAUUGCAGGCUCCAGGCAAGCCAUCAGUGGUGUCCAGGGACCGCUACUCCGUGACGCUAUCCUGGAAUCCUCCAGAGGGUGUACAGGCAGGCAAUGGAGAUCGCUCCAUCGUCUACACUUUACAGAUGCACGAUCGCGUUCGGGGCUGGGUUACUGUCUACUGGGGCCACAGAACCCGUGAGCAGGUGCGAGACCUGCCGCCUGGAGGAUGCGCCCACUUCCGUCUGCGAGCUUCCCUUGGCGACCGCCACAGCCCCUGGGGCGCCACCUUCGCCGCUAACACAACAGAGGACCAGGUGGCGGUGGUGAAACUGGAGCGUGCAGUGUCUGCUGGCAAGACGGCCGUCGUCAAGAAAGUGCUCGCAUCAAGGCCCAGUGCAGCAGAGCUGAUGUCACGCGGUGGCGUCUCGCCGCUGGCGCAAGCGUCGCUGCGUGGCGAUGCGCUCACUGUGUCACUGCUGCUGGCUGCUGGCGCAGACGCGGAUAGGGCGGGAGGCGGCGCCGGCCGCACGCCGCUCAUGCUGGCUGCUGCGCAGGGGCACCUGGACGUCUGCACCAUGCUGCUCGAGCGUGGCGCCAGCUGGGAUACCAAGGACUGGAGCGGGUGCACGCCGCUACACUACGCCGUCGACGCCUCCCAGCUGGACGUGGUCCGCCUGGCUCUCGACAGUGGCGCAGACAUCGAUGCUCGCGACAACCAAGGCUGGACACCCCUGAUGCGUGGAGUGUCUAUGGAGAGCAGUGAAGAAGUCCUACGGGAACUGGUGGGCCGCGGGGCUUCCCUGGACGCCGAGGACCGGCGCGGGCAGACGGCGCUGAUGCAAGCCGUGCUGGCGACGCGUCGCGACGCCGUCUCCAUACUGCUGGCCGCCGGGGCCGGCCGCAAGCGCAGGAACCUCUACGGCAACACCGCGAUGGACAUGGCGCGCGCCAGGAACCUCAAGGAAAUCGUCCGACUGCUGAUGAACGCUGACGAUACUGCAAGGAAUGGCAAGCGCAAGACAUCGCAAGAGGAGAAGGAUCUGCAGCAACAAGAAGACACUCGUCCAUCCUCCCACUCUGCAAUGGUCUUAGCGUCAGCGAAGGCAAAGGAAGUGGCACUCUAAACCGAACGGGCAUAGCCAGGCGAGACGAGGAGUAUCAUAAAAACUGGACGUUGACUGAAAACUUUCAACAUAACCUUGCCGGUGCAUGGAUUUUGUUACAAGCGCGAUAAAUUGUAAUUAAAAUCAGCUAUCGACUAACAAAGUCAGAAAUCAAUUACUGGCCGAUAUCUUGGAAGUUUUAUUUGGGAGUGUAAGGGAAGGUGUGCUCGCAGGGCCGAUGAAUACAAGGUUCUUCAUCCAAAUAUGCGAGAUGCCCAGCAGUGCAAGUUCGUUGGAAAACAGUUACAUCGGGGAAUGAAAGACCGAACUGUACGAUAUGGAUCUCAGCGUUCUACUUCUGUACAAAAACGGCAUCUUAAAAAUAUUGUAGUAUUAGUCUGUGUAAAUUAGAAUACUGUCGAAGGACAGUCUAUGCGGAUUAGCAUUCAAAUUACGAGGGUUGGGACUUUAAUAGUCGCAACUAUUUACUUACAGCUCGUGCAAAAUAGGUACGUGUUUCGAAGUUUUACACACCUUCAGAGUUGUCACCAGCAUUGUGUAUAACCCGUUGCCAGCGCUGUGGAAGUCGUACGAUACUGUUAGCAGUGCCAGUUGUGUUGACAUUUCGAACGGCGAUGGCGUAAGUCAGCUGAGUGCAGUAGGUGGUAUAGCACUUAAAGCAGCCCCAUCAGUCAAACAAUGUUGUUCAUUUUUGGAACACAACCUACGAUCAGCUUAGAGACAGAAGUGAUGACACUUUCUGCUGGACCUGACCAUCAUUUAGCAGGACAAUGCUCAAGCACGUACAGUGCAAACUGUUACUGAUUUGUUUGACUGAUGGAGCUGCUAAGUGCUAUACCGUCUACUGCACUACCCUGACUUAAGCCCUCGUAAGUUCAACUCGAUUUCUAAGCUGAAGGUAAAACUCCACUGCAUUCGCUUCAGAACUGCUACAAAUUCGUCGGGCAGCAGAGCACACCGCUCGAACUGUCAACACAAGUGGCACUGCUGAGAGUAUCCUACGACUUCCACAUCGCUAGCAACGGGUUAUACACAAUGCUGGUGACUAUUUUAAAGGUCAGUAAAACUUUGAAACACGUAUCUAUUUAGUACGAGCUGUAAAUAAAUAGUUUCCACUAUUAAAGUUCCAACCCUCGUGUCUUUUUCGACAGUAUAAUCUCCUUUUAAACGAUCAAUUUUCUUCUCUCACUUGUUUAUCCGAGGCAAGUGACUUAACUGCAGCGGCUAUGGCGUUCUAUUUGUCUACUGAGUCUCAUCUGUUUUGAGUGGUCGUUUUCGUUUACACGUCAGCGCCAAAAUUGCGUGAGUUGUGAAUGCUGACUGUUGUGCACUUUGGGACCUGAACGGUAAAAAUGUUACUAAGGACUAUCCUUUUUAUGAAAAAACUGAAAUAGUAAUAAAAUUUAGGAAUCAGCAAUGACAAUAGAGUUUAUAAACGACCAAAGCAGAGUGACUACUGAAUGUUCCUUUCAAAGGCACUGUGGUAAAUUCUCUAUACCGCUGAGAACUGCAAGAAUAGGAAAAGUGUCGUCCAAAUAUUUAAAAACAUUAUUUACUUGCUCGAGAAAAUAUAUACUUGCAAACACAUGAAACAAUACGUAGAACGCUGUAAAUAGCAUCUUUUUACUUCACCCUAUGUAUAUUGUUUUCGUGCUAAGUACCAAGUAACAUCGAAAAUUAUUGUUCUUGUCAAAUAAAUCUGUCUUUUAAACUG
Schistocerca gregaria is the source of this 3169-nucleotide messenger RNA. Its product is annotated as fibronectin type 3 and ankyrin repeat domains protein 1-like. The transcript has 9 exons. NCBI's taxonomy places the organism in Eukaryota, Metazoa, Arthropoda, Insecta, Orthoptera, Acrididae. The record is from RefSeq and is a predicted model, not a curated record. Bases 328 to 1455 code for a protein of 375 amino acids. Gene Ontology annotation, molecular function: protein binding.